AUGAAGUUCCAAGCCUCCUUCGUGACGCUCCUUGUGGUCGUCAGCGCCGCCAUCUCGGUUGCUGAGGCCCGUUCGCCCGUAACGGCCAACAAGCGCCCUUCCAACCUUAACCGUCGCGACGAGGCGAUUGCUCUUCAGAAGCGCGCCAGCGGCUUUGGCGGUUUCGCCGGCCGCCUCUUCCGCCGCGACGGUGGCGAUGACGGUGGAGACAUCUCUUCGCCUCAGGGUAACGGCGACGACGGCGCUCAGCAACAGGGCUACGGCAAGCAAGGCUACGGCGGUGACGACGGUAGCCAGCCCGAGGGCUACGGCGACUCGUCGGCCCCUGGUCAGCCUGGUCAGGGCAAGGACGAUGGUUCGCAGCAACAAGGCUACGGCGACUCAUCGACCCCAGGUCAGCCCGACCAAGGCAAGGACAACGGUUCCCAGCAGCCUGAUCAAGGCAAGGACGACGGGUCUCAAAAGCAAGGCUACGGUCAGCCUGACCAAGGCAAGGACAACGGCUCUCAGCAGCCCGACCAGGGCAAGGACGAUGGCUCCUCGCAACAAGGCUAUGGCGACUCGUCGGCCCCCGGCCAGCCCAAGAAGGACGACGGCUACGGCGCGCCUCCUUCUCAAAACGGCGGUCAGGCGCCCUCCGACCAGACCCCGCCCCAGCAGGGUUACGGCGGUCAGCCUGCACCUCCUCAGGGCGACUCGCAGCAGGGCAGUCAGGCUCCCCCUCCCUUUGGCCAGGACGACUCGUCGAAGGAGCAGGAGAAACAACAGAAGGAGCAGGAGAAGCAACAGAAGGAACAGGAGAAGCAGCAAAAGGAACAGGAGAAGCAGCAGAAGGAGCAGCAAAAGCAGCAGGAGAAGGACGCCAAGCGUCUCCAGAAGGAGCACGAGCGCGAGCAGAAGGACGCCGAGCGCGCCCAGAAGGAGUCGCAGCAGGGUGGUCAGGGUGGUGGUCAGCAGCCCGCUGCUCAGCCUGAUCAGCCCGGCCAGCCUGACCAAGCUCUGCCCGACCAAGGUGCUCCUCAAGGUCAGCCCGACCAGGGUACUCCUCAAGGUCAGCCCGGCCAAGGUCAGCCUCCCGCCAACUCUGGCAACGGUGGUCAGCCUAUCAGCCCCGACCAGUGGAAGCAGAGCCCCAUCCCCGUCCCUUCAGGUCAAGAUUCGGGUUCGGCCCCUGACAACUGCCCCAAGUUCCCCAAGCAGGGUGGCGGUGAGGCUGACAACGCGCCUUGCUUCGCCAAGGACGCCAAGCGCAAGGACAUCUGCUCGGCUCUGAAGCAGUUCGGUGUCGACACCAAGGCCGUGGGCUGCUCGGACGACGAGUGCUCCGAGGACGCCAAGGACUACUCGAACCACGCCUGCGACAAGAAGAAGCAGUGCGACUUUGGCUGGGACAACAGCUGCGACUUCUACCUGCACAUGGGCUUCAGCGACGUUUCGAAGUUCGGCUGCGGUGCUCAGAGCGCUCCCUCUAACGGCCCCAGCGGCGGUGAUGCUGGCAACCAGCCUCAGCCCGGUGGCGGCGACGACAGCUCUGCCCCGGCCCCCGGUGACGACUGCGACAAGGACGCUGGCUCGCAGCCUCAGCCUGACAACGGCAGCCAACAGCCUCAGCCCGACAAUGGUAGCCAGCAGCCUCAGCCUGGCCAAGACGGUGGUGACAACGGUGACGCGCAGCCUCAACCCGGUCAAGACGGUGGCGACAACGGCGACUCGCAGCCUCAGCCUGGUCAGGGCGCUAGCGGCGACGACUGCGACAAGGAUGCCGGCGCUAACGGCGACCAGUCUGGCAAGGACGACCAGGGCAACUCGCCUGACGACUAUGCUGGUAAGGGCGGCGACGACAGCACUCCUCCCUCCGACAACGGCGUCAACGGCAGCCAGUCUCCUCCUACCGACUACUCGAAGGGCGACAACGGCGACCAGUCUCCCCCUUCCGACAACGGCGACAACGGCAGCCAGUCGCCUCCUACCGACUACUCUCAGGGCGGCAACGGUGACCAGUCUCCUCCUCAGGGUGGCGACAAUGGUGACGAGCAGGCUCCUGGCGACAACGGCGACCAGUCUCCUCCCACCGACUACGGCAACGGUGGCGACAACGGUUCGCAGCCUGCUCCCAAGCCCGAUGACUGCGACAAGGACAAGUCGCAGCCUGGUGCUGACAACGGCGACUCGUCGCAGCCUGGCACCGACAACGGUAACUCGUCCAACCCUGGUGCUGACAACGGUGACUCGUCGAACCCGGGUCCUGACGACAAAGGCUCGGACAACGGCUCGUACAACCCCGGCUCGAACGGUGGCGACGCCGACAACAGCGGCAACGGUGGUGACGCUGGCGCUAAGCCUGACGACUGCGACAAGAACAAGGCGCAGCCCGGUGCCGGUGGUGACGACAGCUCAAACAGCCCUGGCUCCGAUGACAACGGUGACGACUGGGCUCACACUGAAGGCGGCGCUGCUGCUGGUGCCGACCAAGCCCUCCCCUCCCCCGGCAAGGACGAGAAGAAGGGCUACGGCCAGAAGUAG
Kalmanozyma brasiliensis GHG001 is the source of this 2523-nucleotide messenger RNA. RefSeq lists its product as uncharacterized. The transcript has a single exon. NCBI's taxonomy places the organism in Eukaryota, Fungi, Basidiomycota, Ustilaginomycetes, Ustilaginales. The coding region runs from base 1 to 2523 and encodes 840 amino acids. The record is from RefSeq and is a predicted model, not a curated record.